Molecule: messenger RNA, 708 nt
Organism: Formica exsecta
Lineage: Eukaryota; Metazoa; Arthropoda; Insecta; Hymenoptera; Formicidae
Product: tetra-peptide repeat homeobox protein 1-like
Exons: 3
Coding region: 1-708 (235 amino acids)
Source: RefSeq, a predicted model, not a curated record
AUGAGGCUGCACCUGAUAAUACCACUGAUGUUCGCCAGCGGUAUAGCAGUUACCGCUGGAAGAAAUUCAGAGCAACGGAAGAGGACUAUCAUUAAGGAGAAGAAAUACGAAAAAAGAGAAUUGGAUGGUUUGCAAGGGUACAGUUUACAGCAAGAACAUCAGGAACAGCUGUAUGGUCCGCCAUCGGCUCCAUCGGCUCCGGUUUAUGAGAUUCCAGCGCCAGAUCUUGCGCAUCCAGUACCGGGACAUGUGCCGGAACAGCCAGCCAUCGCCGUUGGACAUCCAUUCGCGGCGGUGCCAAUUCCCUUUCCGCAGCCGGUACCGCAUCCAGUACCGCAUCCAGUACCGCAGCCGAUCGCGGUGCCCGUGGCGGUACCAAUCGCCAAACACAUACCGGUUCCCGUAGCCGUGGAGAAGAUCGUCCACGUGGCAGUACCAGUCCCCAAGCCGUAUCCCGUCCCCGUCGAGAAGAUCGUUCACGUGGACCGGCCGGUCCCGGUGCCGUUUGAGAAACCGGUGCAUAUCCCGGUAGAUCGGCCGGUGCACGUGGCGGUGCCGGUGCCGAAACCAUAUCCCGUCACCCUCGAGAAGAUCGUACACGUGGACCGGCCGUAUCCGGUUCACGUGGCCGUACCGGUACACGUGCCGAAACCAUAUCCGGUGCCGGUCACCGUACACGCGCACUACAAAUCGCACGGCUGGUGGUAA